GUCGGAUGCUUGAGAGAAGUAAACCGCUGCGUCAACUGGCUGGAUCGAGGGGGGGCAGGCCUGUUCAACGCUGCUUACAGUUUCAGUUGAGGAUGAUUUAGAUUUGGUGGAAACAUCACAGACGAGAGCAGCAGCUAUGAGUGUAACUGCAGCAACAAGUGGAUUUGUUGUCCUUCUUCUCACUGUGACAGUGGUACAGUGUGAGAAUGGCUGGGAUUUGAGUUACACUUCUACUGAGAUCUGUGCCCUCAGAGGAUCAACUGUGGACAUUACCUGUACCUACACAUACCCAUCCACAUUAAAUAACCUUGAUACAGUUCAGGAAACCUUCUGGUUCAUUCAAGAGAGUAAUGGGAUUUACGUUGAUCUAAGGACUGAUCCGGAGUAUGCAGGUCGAGUGGAGAAUCUCUGUGAAAACAACAAGUGCACUCUAAGAAUCAAUAACCUGACAGAGAGCGACUCAGCUGUGUACAAGUUCAGGUUAACAACAAACCAACCUACUGGGAGUUUAACUGGUUCAGCUGGAGUCACUCUGUCGGUCACAGAUUUGCAUGUGCAGGUGAACAGAUCAGUGCAGGAUAGCAAUUAUUACCAUCCUCGUUACAUGAAAGCAGAGCUCAGGUGUCAGAGCAGUUGUCGUCUUCCUGAUCAUUUGAACUACGUCUGGUACAAGAAUCAACAGAAGGUGAUUGGAAGAGCCUCUUAUUUUGAUAUUGUUCGACGUCCAUACAGAGUUUCCUGUGCUGUUGAAGGACACGAGGAUUUCUGCUCUCGAUCAAUCUUGGUAGGGAGUCCACAUGACUGGAGUGUGAGUUGCACUUCUACUAAGAUCUGUGCAUUCAGAGGAUCAACAGUGGACAUUAACUGUACCUACACAUACCCAUCCAGGUUCCAAUACUAUGAAACUACAGUUCGGGAAACUUCCUGGUUCAUUCAAGAGAGUAAUGGGAUUUACGUUAAUCUAAGCACUGUUCCGGAGUAUUCAGGUCGUGUGGAGAAUCUCUGUGGAAACAACAAGUGCACUCUGAGAAUCUCUAACCUGACAGAGAGCGACUCAACUGUAUACGAGUUCAGGUUCAGAGGAUUCCAACCUGGAAUGGGUUAUUCUAGGGAUUCUAAAGUCACUCUGUCUGUCACAGACCCUCAGCUCCAGGUACAUGUGAGGAGAUCAACAGCCAAUCCUUCUCCUACCUGGAUAGAGCUGACCUGUCACAGCAGGUGUCAGCUCCCUGAUCAUCUUUCCUACGUUUGGUACAAUAACAAAAAACCUGUUGGACGAAAAAGAUACUUUCACCUCCAACACCUUGAUGCUGAAGACAGCUAUCACUGUGCUAUAGAAGGACAUAGUUUCCCUUCUGCUACAUUGGACUAUCCUUCAGAUGCUCCAAAGGUUCCCACUGUGUCAGUGAGUCCCUCUGGUGAGCUCAUGGAGGGAAGCUCAGUGAAUCUGACCUGCAGCAGUGAGGCUAACCCAGCAGCUAAAUACACCUGGUACAAGAGAAGUGGAGAUACACGAGUUCAACCUCUCAGUGAAGAGUCACAAUUUGUCCUCAGCUCCAUCCGGUCAUCAGACUCUGGAGAGUAUUACUGCACAGCUGAGAAUGAGCUGGGAAGGAAUUCAGCAAACAUCUUUAUUACUGUGACAUGGAAGUCAGUGAUAGUCCUGAAUAUCAUCAGGGUGACUCUGGUGGUCCUGCUGGUUCCAGUGCUUGUCUGGACUCUGUGGUCGAGGAUGAAGAAAACUCUGAGCUUGAAAUCAGAAGCGAAUGAAGCUGUGGAGAUGAUGGAGUUAGACAACUGUCCUGAGUAUGAGAACGACGCUGCUGCAGCACGGACAGAAGACACAGAGGAGCAGGAAGACCUGGUGUGAAGCAUCAGGUGCACCGUGAUUGGUUGAUGAAAGUAUGUGAGAGGGAACAGGAAGUAUCUAUUUCUCCGUCCCCGGCUGCAGCAGCAGCGGUUUGUACAGCAUGACCUUUAGAGCAAGAGAUUUGUUGUGUUGUGUCUUUUCUCUUUCUUUUCUGAUGGGUCCAGUCGUCCAGUUUCCAGAGCUUUAUUUCUGUUAGCUUUAUUUCUGAUGUUGUUUUAGGUUGAAGGAAGAUUCUCAGAUCUUACAACCCUUUCGGUGUGUUGGGUUUUCCUUCUUUUGUCCAUUUUGCCGUCCUGUUGUUAAAGUUGUUUAUUGUAGAUUUUUCUUUUUUCUGUUACCCCCUGAACAAUGUUGGACGUCUUGGUGACUCAUCUUGUGUCUUAUACAUGAUAUUAAUGUGGUUAUUACAUGGAUAAUGAAUUAUUAUGUAUCGUGAUUUUAUGAUUCUUUCUUAAAUAAAAUCUGACCCAUCUGGUGGCAAUAAUC
Platichthys flesus (European flounder) is the source of this 2356-nucleotide messenger RNA. Its product is annotated as B-cell receptor CD22-like. The record is from RefSeq and is a predicted model, not a curated record. The coding region runs from base 137 to 1870 and encodes 577 amino acids. The transcript has 11 exons. Lineage: Eukaryota; Metazoa; Chordata; Actinopteri; Pleuronectiformes; Pleuronectidae.